Molecule: messenger RNA, 2852 nt
Organism: Metopolophium dirhodum (rose-grain aphid)
Lineage: Eukaryota; Metazoa; Arthropoda; Insecta; Hemiptera; Aphididae
Product: acetyl-coenzyme A transporter 1-like
Exons: 11
Coding region: 109-1701 (530 amino acids)
Cellular component (GO): membrane
Molecular function (GO): acetyl-CoA transmembrane transporter activity
Source: RefSeq, a predicted model, not a curated record
UUCACAAAGACAUUUUGUAAAUAUUAUAAAUUUUUGUACGUCAAAAAAAAAAUACUGUUAAUAAGAUUAAAUUUUUUCUAUUCGAAAAUUGUAUAGCACUGAAAAAAUAUGAAAACAUCGCCAAGACACAGAGUGGAACCAGAAAUAUCUGAGGAGAUGGAGGUUGCAACAAUGACCAAAACUAAUUUAAAAGGGGAUUGGAUAAACUUUUUUUUGUUACUAUUACUGUACACAAUGCAAGGCUUGCCGUUAGGCAUAGCCUCGUCUAUAUCGGUACUAUUGCAAAGCAAGAAAAAUGUGACGUAUAAAGAUCAGGCAUUAUACAGUAUAUCAAAAUGGCCAUUUAGCUUGAAACUCUUAUGGGCACCGUUGGUAGACGCACUCUAUGUACAAAAAUUUGGAAGGCGAAAGUCUUGGCUAAUACCCGUUCAAUAUUUAAUCGGAGCGAUUUUAAUUUAUACGGCCAGUGAUAUUGAUAACUUGCUACCCGAAACUGGAAAACCAGACAUCAUGAUGCUGGCGUACAUUUUCUUCAUGAUAAACUUUUUAGCCGCCACCCAGGAUAUAGCAGUGGAUGGUUGGGCUCUUACAAUGCUGAAAAAGAAUAACGUAGGCUAUGCGUCCACUUGCAAUGCAUCGGGACAAACAUUAGGCUCUCUGGUAGGUUCCAUGGUACUCAUUCUGUUUACAUCUGAAGAGUUUUGUAAUAAAUAUUUACGAAGUGCACCUGACGUGGGAGGUAUAGUUUCUGUGAAAAACUUAUUAUACAGCUGGGGCAUAAUAUUUAUAUUGCUCACAACUUUAAUUGGCAUAUUCAAAAAAGAAAAAGAUAAUACAUUUGAAGAAGAUGAUCAUGAAAAAAUCAAAGUGGUUCAAAACUAUUUACUAUUAUGGGACAUUUUAAAGUUACCUAGUAUUCGAAUACUGGCGAUAAUAUUGAUAACUUCAAAGAUUGGAUAUGCUGCAACUGGCAAUGUGUCUAUCUUAAAACUUAUUGACGCAGGUGUAUCAAAAGAAGACAUAUCGAUAAUAGAUUCAGUGAUGUCUGGAGUAAACUUUAUUCUACCAUUCAUUAUAGGAAAAUACACGUCAGGUCCAAAACCGAUGAGCGUAUACUUAAAAAUUGUACCCAUCAGAUUGCUUUUGAACGUUGGCUUUGUUAUGCAAAUUUAUUAUACGCCCAAAUUGUUAACACUUGAUGGAGUAAAUACCUCAAUAUAUUACUAUCCACUUCUCGUAUGUCUAUUAUCAAUAGAACAAAUUUUAUCUCACACAAUGUUUGUAGCUGUAUUAGCUUUUUUUUCUCGGAUAAGUGAUCCUCGUUUUGGUUGUACUUACAUGACGUUAUUGAAUACUCUUGCAAAUUUAGGAUUUAUGUGGACGUCUACUGUUGCGCUUGGAAUGAUUGAUGUGUUGACGUUUGAAGAAUGUUCAUUGGAUUCUAAAAAUAAUUGUUCUACACUAGAACUUCAAGAUAUGUGUAAAGCAGAGAAAGGUGAUUGUAUUAUAACAGUGAAUGGCUAUUACAUAGAAAUGCUUUUAUGCACCAUCAUUGGAAUAAUUUGGUAUAUUGCUGUUAGAAAUACACUCAAAAUAUUUCAAACUAAGAAGCCUUCUCAUUGGAUGGUUAAACUGAAGAAAACAGUGGCGGGGAAUGUUGGCGGUGCCAGAAUUUUAGUACCAGCUGGUGGGUCAGGGUGAGCCCAACAUUCUUUAAGGGAGGCAAAUAUAUUUACUUGAUAUAUAUACAAACAAUAUUAGCGACUGGUACUUGUGCAAGGGGGAGGGGGUGUCCCAUAUUGCCUCAUUUUUUAGAUUCUGAGCGGAGCGAAGAAGCUAGUGGUUGUACAAUGAUGUUUAUUUUUUUUUUUAUCCUGUAUACAAAAUUUUUACAAGAAGGAAUUAUUAUUUAUUAUAUAUAAUCAUAUGUAAUCAUAUAAUAUGUAAUUACUAUAUGCUAUCCUUCCUGUAAGUUUAGUUAAUAUAAUAUUAUUAUUUUUUAUUCGUUUCUAUGGUGAUAAAUAUAGCGUUAGAAAUUAAAAUCCUCUUUUUAGCGGUUUUUCGUAAUUUGUUGGUGGUUUUUUCCGUGGCAUUAAAUAACUAUAGAGAAAAUCGAAAAAUUACCUCUCUCUAAAGUACUAUCGUGAUCCAAUUUGUUAAAAUAUAAGGUACUAUAUGUUGAAAUCGAAGCACUUACCUUCUGGAAGAAAUUUUGUAUACAGAAUCUAAAAUAAACACCAUUGUAAAACCACUAGCUAGCUUCCUCGCUCCGCUCAGAAUCUAAAAUCCGGACUGACAAACCAUCUCCGCUCAGAAUCGUUUUUCUUAUACAAUGAUAUUAUAUCAUUGAAUUCAAGUUUAAUACAAUCCAUUAUACAUUGACCCACUUGUAACCUACUGUAAAGUAGGGCGACAUCCACUUACCCUCUUUUUUUUUAUACUUUGUCGGAUAAACUUACUAAAACAAUGAUUUGUAAACAUGUAUUAAUAUAAUUUAUUUUUUUAAUAAAACAUCUAUUAAUGUAAACACUUUUUAUGUACCUACUUAAAUAUAAAGCUAUUUACUUAUAAUUGAUGGCAUCUUAUACAUUUCUUUUUUCGUAAACUCCCUCGAUGAAGAAAUCCUACGCACGACCUUGAGAGGCCUCCUUCACCAAAUAAUAACCAUACCACCAGGCAUCAGUUAUAGUAUAAUUGAGUAUAGCUAUUAUAAGAUGUAACUACAAAUCUAACAACUCUCGCAAUGAGUAUUAUUUUUUUUUUUUAAAACAAUAUAAAUAAAGUAUUUAAAAGAUAAAACUAAAAACAAUUUAUGUUCAAAUUGAUCAGUUAAAAACUUUUAAUAUUAAUUA